GCUCACGGUGUUAGUGACAGUAUUUUUAAUAGUAGAUGAAUACUCCACUGUUCGAUUCAUCUGAUGAUCGACCUAUCCCUCAAGUAUUUUUUCCUUGUUAGGAUAGAGCUAUAACCCUAUUCAUUAAGAUAUCACUUUUGACAUAAUCACAACCGAGUAUAUUACUUUCAUAUACACAUCUAUGUAUAACUAUUUGUUCCACACCUUACGUGCUAUACUAUUACUGUUAAUUGUUCAACUUACACUCAUGUUCAUGUGCAUUGAUAUCCUGUUUUGUUUUCUUGCACUCGAUCCUGCAAGGAGUGAAUGUUAUUCCUUUCAAAGUGAUGAUGGCUCCACCCCCACCACUCCCGGGCCAAGGUUCAGUGCAAAACAACAAAGAGAGGCAGAAUUUCAUCAAUAGUAGGAAAAUGGAGCCAUUAAAGCCCAGAGGAGAACAUGAGGAUGAAGAAGAAGAGGUUAGCACAAAAAAGGAUUGGAAAUUCCAAUUCUUGCCCAGGCCGGCUGCAAGUCAAAUGUCAUACAAGUUUAGAUACCCAGUUACACCGAGUAUGGGUCACUUCAUCGUGGAGCUGCAGCCCCCAGCUCAUCUGGCUCGUGAUGUAUACAAACCAAUUAAGAUAUUGUUUCGGUCCAGAGACCUCUACGUCCUGGGAUUCCUCCACGGCAACCUUUGGUGCCUGACCAGGGAUGUUGAAGUGGGAGACAACGACAGGCAGUGGGUUCACUACCUCCCCUUCCAUGGAGGCUAUGGGGACCGAGGGUUGGACUGUGAUCAUUCCACAGUAAAGCUUGGAUCUGAAGGAAUGAUGGACUCCUACCUCGCUCUUUCUCACUACAAUCCAAUGCAUCAGAAUCCAGGACAAGUGAUCCGCGCAGUUCAGACACUUGUGGGGAACAUAUCAGAACCGGCACGUUUUCUCUCUCUGCAAAGACGAGCAAUGAAAGCAUUCAAGGAACAAGAAACUCAGAUGGUCAAGGAGAAAGAAACUCAGAUGGUCAAUGAUGAUAUAAAAGCUGCACCUGACAAUGAGAAGGAUGAACAGCAAGUUUACGGGAAGACAAAAGCUCAUACUGAUUCAAGUGCAAUGUUUACAAAGUGGCAAUCAUUUUGCAACUAUGUCAGAGGGCGUGGUACUUUUUUGCCUUCACCAUGUUGCGGGAUCUAUUCUUUGGAGGAUGUAUUCAGUGAACUUGGCAUAAUGCUGCGGGAUGCGGCGAAUGCCUGAGUACAAGGUUCGGCUUCACAAAUCCUAACCAAUGGAAACAAAACAACACCACCCACUCCUUUGUUAUUUUGUUACCUACUAUGAGUUGCUGAUAGCUAGUGCAGGCCAUGUUUGGCAUACAUAACAUUGCUGAGGGCUGGCUUGUGAAGACUGACACUUUUUGGUACUGUUCGAUCUGCUUAGGUUCAUUUUUUGGGGGUGCUUUGGAACGAACCAUAUAUGUAACUGGAGUGGUCUUUAGCAGAAACAUUGUUGGUCUAGAAUUCAUACACAGAUUAGGCAAUACUUUCUACUGCUGAGGCGUAAGUGCCUUAUUUUUUACUAUUGCUUGC
Molecule: messenger RNA, 1561 nt
Organism: Oryza brachyantha (malo sina)
Lineage: Eukaryota; Viridiplantae; Streptophyta; Magnoliopsida; Poales; Poaceae
Exons: 2
Coding region: 327-1229 (300 amino acids)
Biological process (GO): negative regulation of translation
Molecular function (GO): rRNA N-glycosylase activity
Source: RefSeq, a predicted model, not a curated record